AUGACCAAAUCCUCUGUUUCCCUUCUGGGUUUUGUCUUUCUCCUUCUCAAUGCAGGAGGGAAUGCUAAUGGAGCAACUUGGUGUGUUGCCAAGCCUUCAGCAAGUGAAUGUGUCCUCCAGCUGAACAUUGAAUAUGCUUGCAACAUGUUGCCUAGUUGCAAGAUGAUUCAAUCAUGUGGGGCGUGUUUCUACCCAGACACACCGAUGAAUCAUGCAUCUGCCAUCAUGAACCACUACUAUGCAACCAAUGGAAGAAACCUUUGGAACUGCAACUUCUCAGACUCUGCUCUCAUUGCUGUCACUGAUCCAAGUUAUGGGAGCUGCAACUAUGUAUAA
This is a messenger RNA of Cicer arietinum (chickpea), 336 nucleotides long. Lineage: Eukaryota; Viridiplantae; Streptophyta; Magnoliopsida; Fabales; Fabaceae. The record is from RefSeq and is a predicted model, not a curated record.